Messenger RNA from Salvia miltiorrhiza (redroot sage), 1892 nucleotides. Its product is annotated as pectinesterase-like. The record is from RefSeq and is a predicted model, not a curated record. Gene Ontology annotation, molecular function: pectinesterase activity; pectinesterase inhibitor activity. Gene Ontology annotation, biological process: cell wall modification. Bases 36 to 1688 code for a protein of 550 amino acids. NCBI's taxonomy places the organism in Eukaryota, Viridiplantae, Streptophyta, Magnoliopsida, Lamiales, Lamiaceae. The transcript is spliced from 3 exons.
GCAUUUUAAAAUAUAUAUUAAAAAAAAAUAAAAAAAUGGCCGGUAGUUACAAGAAUAAUGCCACGGCGGCCAUGCUCGCCGCAGUCCUUGUGGCGGCGUGCAUGGCCUCCGUGGCGACGGCCACCAUCUCCGUCGGGGUGGAGGCAGUCUGCUCCUCCACCGAAUACCAAACCACCUGCAAAGCGAGCCUUUCCAGCGUGAACACCGCCAACCCUAAGGACCUGCUGAAGGCCGCAUUCCACGCCGCCAUCGACAACAUCGAGGGCGCUGUCAAGCAGUCGGAGCUAUACGAGAAGGCGGCGACGGACGAACGCACGAAAGAUGCCUUGACGGUGUGCGAAGAGGUGCUCAACUCCACUAUCGAUGAUCUCCGGCGGUCCACCAACAAGGUCGACUCCUUCGAUAUCAGCAAGAUCGGCGACUACAUCGACGACGUCAGGGUCUGGCUCAGCGCCGGCCUCACCUGCAAGGACACCUGCCUCGACGCCUUCGAGAACACUACUGGGGACACCGGUGAGAAGGUGAAGAAGAUGCUGGAGAGCACCGGCGAGCUGCUCUGCAACGGCCUCUCGAUCACCGAGAAAGUGUCGAAGCUCUUCGGCUCGUUAAACCUCGGGUCGUUCUUCAGCCAGCGGCGGCUGCUCAGAGACGAAAACAGCAACGAAGACAUGAUCCCCAGCUUUGUCAGCCACGCGGCGAGGAUGCUACUGAACCAGACGGCGGGGACUCUCACGCCCAACGUCACGGUGGCGCUGGACGGGAGCGGCAAUUUCAAGACCAUCGGCGAGGCCAUCAACGCCGCGCCGCUGAAGAGCAACGCCACGUUUGUGAUCCUGGUUAAGGCCGGCAAAUACAAGGAGAUUGCGAUGAUUCCGAAGAAGUGUAAUAACGUCGUUUUGAUGGGAGAGGGCCCCACCAAGACCGUUAUCAGCGGCGACAAGAGCUUUGCCGGCGGUUUUACGACCUACCACACUUCUACUCUCACCAUCAACGGUGAAGGCUUCAUGGCGAAGGACAUCGGGAUCGAGAACACCGCCGGCGCCAUCGGGCACCAGGCGGUGGCGGUGCGUGUCUCCGGCGACAAGGCCGUCUUCCACAACGUGAACAUGGACGGGUACCAGGACACCCUCUACGCCCACACGUACCGGCAGUUCUACCGCGACUGCCGCAUCAGCGGCACCAUCGACUUCAUCUUCGGGAACUCCAUCGCCGUGUUCCAGAACUGCGCCCUGGUGGUGCGGAGGCCCAUGGAGAACCAGGCGUGCAUGGUGACGGCGCAGGGCCGCAACGAGAGCAGCAGCGUCGGCGUCACCGUCAUCCAGAACUGCAGCUUCACGGCCGAGAAGGACUUCCUCGACGCCAACCCGCCGUUCACGGCGUACCUCGGCCGCCCGUGGAAGGCGUACUCGAGGACGAUCAUCAUGCAGUCCUUCAUCGACGGCUUCAUCGCGCCCGAGGGGUGGUCGCCGUGGAUGGGCGACUUCGGCCUCGACACGCUCUACUACGGCGAGUACGACAACCGCGGGCCCGGCUCCGACCUCUCCAAGCGGGUCGCGUGGAAGGGGAUCCAGAAGAUGACGCCGGAGCUGGCGCGGGGCUUCACGGCGGAGAAGCUCUUCGCCGGCGAUGAGUGGGUCAAGAACACUGGAGUUCCGUACGUUGGUGGAAUGAUGCAGAUUUCGAAAUGAUCAGUUGAUUAAUCAGUGUAAUUUAUGUUAUUUUAAAGUUAAAUUUGUCAUCCCAAAAAUAAAUAGGACGUUAAUAGGACGUUGAAAUGAGAAUAUAUUUUUUUGAAAGGAUUAAUUGAAUAUAAAUUAUUGAAUUUUCAACAAAUUUUUAUUUUGUACAUGAAUUUUAAAAUCUUUAUUAAAAUUGCUCAAUUAUUAAUUUUA